This is a messenger RNA of Mucor mucedo, 492 nucleotides long. RefSeq lists its product as uncharacterized. Bases 1 to 492 code for a protein of 163 amino acids. Lineage: Eukaryota; Fungi; Mucoromycota; Mucoromycetes; Mucorales; Mucoraceae. The transcript has a single exon. The record is from RefSeq and is a predicted model, not a curated record.
AUGACUCCAGUCAAAAUGAGUUCUUCUCACAAAGUGACUAAGAUCUCCCCAAAGGACGUGUUAAUUACGAAGACCUUCCUGGAAAAGACCUGCGACAAUUUGUAUCUGGAGAUAAUGCAAGAAGCAUCCCCUCCCUUAUCCCCCAUGUCUCCUCCAGAGUGCGAAAUACCUGGUCCAAGACUAACGGAAAACGCCUCUUUGAACUCAACGAAAAUGGUCAACGACAACCAAGUGCCAAUCAUGGAGAUUCUGGUAAUUCUCGAAGACUUACAAAAGCAACACUUUAAUGCUGAAGCCAACAUAAGGCACAGUCAUCGUCAAUUGGCUAUUCUAAUCAUAAAUCAAGCUCACGAAAAAUUUCUUCUCAAAAAUAACAAACUCAAUUAUUCUCGCUUCCGGUCCAUUCUGGUCAAAUCUCAAGUACCCUUAUCCAUAUCCAGGUCCAGACCGUUUAUGAAAACUCUACAAGCUCUAGAUCCAUGGUCUCGUUAA